Molecule: messenger RNA, 984 nt
Organism: Lodderomyces beijingensis
Lineage: Eukaryota; Fungi; Ascomycota; Pichiomycetes; Serinales; Debaryomycetaceae
Source: the annotation of a GenBank genome assembly
AUGUCCCAGACUCCAAUCCUGCUACUCCAAAAUCUAAUCACGAGUAUACCACCACGUUCACUAUACAUUACGCGCUCCCUCCGAAAAUUCCAAAAAUUUCAACAAAACAACAAUAACGACGCUAACAACACCGAGAUGGGAAAAAGUGGCAAGUAUUAUGCAGUAGCCAAAGGCCGAAACAAAGGAGUUUACUCAAGUUGGAACGAGUGUAAAGUGCAAGUGCAAGGCUACAGCGGCGCGUCUUUCAAGAGCUUCACCACGCUAAGCGAAGCUAAACUGUUUGUCAAUGGCGGAAAAAGUUCAAGCAGCACACAAUCGAGACCAUCUCAUUCCUCUUCUGAUUCGUCAUCGUCGUUGCAUGCGCCGAAAUACAAAGUUUCAAAGCCAUCGACAUCCACGUCAACGUCGAAACCACCUUCAUCCACAUCCACAUCCACAUCGACGUCCAAAUCUCCCUCGAGGCACAGAAUCUACGUCGACGGCGCAUCCCGCGGCAACGGCAAAUCGAAAACAGCAGCCUCAGGCUACGGCGUCUACUACGGACCCAACGACCCGCGCAACGCCGCCGUACCGCUCGACGCCAUCGACAACAUCAAAACCCACCGAGCAACGAACCAGCGGGCAGAACUCCACGCCAUCAAUCACGCUCUCAAAUGCAUCCAUCGCGAGAUGCUCCAGCUGGCUCAGCCGCAACUGGUGCAAUACGCAAUCUACUCCGACUCCAAAUAUGCCAUGGACUGCAUUUGCAGCUGGGCCCCGCGCUGGAGCUGCAACGGAUGGAAAACUCUGACGGGCCAACCGGUUGCGAACGUCGAUAUCAUCAAGGAGGCCGUGGCUUUGAAGAGGGAGAUUGAUGUGAUGUACGUUGAUAGAGGUUGGCUGCCGUUGUCUUUCCAUCAUGUCAGGGGCCAUUCGGGGGAGCAGGGGAAUGAAGAAGCUGAUCGGUUGGCUAAUCUUGGCGCUGACAUGAUGAAAAAGUAUUGA